CACCACGAGCCCCGUUUAUGACCCUCGCUCUCUCCCCUCCGUGAGAGGGUCCUACCACUAUCUACAUAUUCUCUAGUCCUCCAAGGACUCCAAGGAGCCUCAGUUUUAACAUGUCCAGCUUCCUCUUCUACCUAGGGGCCUCUGCAACUGCGUACCUCGGCCUCACAGUGUUCCUCAUCAUGUUGUCCUCUCGCGUCCCUGCGGCAGGCUUCUUCGGCCUCCUACUGGCAUCCUACGCCUCUCUCCUAGUUGCUGCCACUUUUGGAGUCCUGGUAUCUAUUCUGAUGCGCUUGGUCGGACAUGGCAGGAGCUCACAAUGGGCCACCGGACGGUUCUUCAAGUACUUGAUGCGAUUUACAACUGGCAUUACCUUCUCGAUCGACGAUCCUAACGACUACCUGAACAAGACACGCCCUGCGAUAUUUAUUGGGAAUCACCAGACCGAGUUGGAUGUACUGAUGCUAGGCUGCAUAUUUCCCCACCAUUGCUCGGUAACUGCGAAGAAGUCGCUGAAGAGUAUGCCCUUCUUGGGUUGGUUCAUGUCUUUGUCCGGAACGGUCUUUAUUGACAGGGCAAAUUCUACGAAUGCGAGACAUGCCAUGGCGGGAGCAUCGGAGGAAAUUACAAGGGAGAGGCAGAGUGUAUAUAUGUUUCCCGAGGGAACAAGAAGUUAUGCGAAGGAACCAAUGUUGCUACCUUUCAAGAAGGGCGCUUUCCAUUUGGCGGUCCAGGCAGGCGUACCAAUUGUGCCAGUAGUAGUUGCAAAUUACUCGAAUGUUUUGUUCCUCCCAGGGUGGAAAUUCAAGGCUGGUGAUAUCCCCAUCAAAGGUAUGUUUCUCGGCUGGUAUGGAACAGGUCUGUACUAAUUCUUGUAGUCUUGAAACCAAUCGAGACGAAAGGACUCCAGCCAUCAGAUGUCGAAGACUUGGCCCGAGAUACCAGAGAACUGAUGCUCCGGGAGAUAGUUGCCAUAACAUCGAAGGCGAGAGGUCGCCCUGUUGCAAUGCCGGCCCAGAACUCGGGAGAUGGAGUUGUGAAAGCGAGCGGUACAGAAGCAACAAUAUCAUAGUGGGAGACAAACUCGCCAGCCCGCAUGGAAGCGGUAUGUCGUCAGCCGAAAGCACUGACUUCCGCUGCGUGGAAAGAAGUAUCGGAAUUAGGAAGCAUGCAUCAUGGCAUGUUCGGCGUCAAGGG
Messenger RNA from Cadophora gregata, 1194 nucleotides. It is a transcript of the gene SLC1, whose product is annotated as 1-acylglycerol-3-phosphate O-acyltransferase. Gene Ontology annotation, biological process: phosphatidic acid biosynthetic process. Lineage: Eukaryota; Fungi; Ascomycota; Leotiomycetes; Helotiales; Ploettnerulaceae. Gene Ontology annotation, molecular function: 1-acylglycerol-3-phosphate O-acyltransferase activity. The coding region runs from base 111 to 866 and encodes 251 amino acids. The record is from RefSeq and is a predicted model, not a curated record. Gene Ontology annotation, cellular component: endoplasmic reticulum; membrane. The transcript has a single exon.